AUGGGCGCCCUCCUCACUCUAGGCCUCCUGGCUGCUCUCCUGGCUUCAGGCUCUGCCCUGCGCUGUGAGGAGUGCUUUGCUUUUACCACUGCCUGCUCUGGCCCGGUGCUGCCCUGCGACCCUGGGGAGGGGGCCUGUGUGAGCGGAGUGGGGCACUACACCUUGGGAGAGGGACGGACCCUCUCGGUGGCCGUCAGGUCCUGUCUGGAGCCAAGCAGCUGCAGCCAGCGCCAUUUCAGCCUCACCUUCCGGCCUGGCAUGGCCAUGCGGAUGAACUUCACCUGCUGCCACCAGGACGGCUGCAACACAGGGGUCGUGGAGCUGCCGUCCGUGAGCUCCACCUCCAAUGGCCGGUCCUGCCCAUCCUGCUUUGCAGAGGGGGCCGAUCACUGUGAUCACAUGACGCCGCUGCCCUGCACUGGGGAGGAAGAUCAUUGCUUUGAGUUCACUGGGACGAUAACAGCAGGCAAUGCCUCCCUGACCAAGUCUUCGGCAGGGUGCGCGGCCCCUGGUGCUUGCCGCAAGAGAGUCGGGGUCACCAAAUAUGCCCGGGGAGUCUUCGACACCCUCACCCGAGCCGUGUGCUACCCAGCGCCCCGUGACGAGCUCUGA
This is a messenger RNA of Alligator mississippiensis (American alligator), 612 nucleotides long. Its product is annotated as phospholipase A2 inhibitor and Ly6/PLAUR domain-containing protein. Lineage: Eukaryota; Metazoa; Chordata; Crocodylia; Alligatoridae. The record is from RefSeq and is a predicted model, not a curated record. Bases 1 to 612 code for a protein of 203 amino acids. The transcript is spliced from 5 exons.